CAGCGAAAAUCUCUGGCGGUGUGACGUCACGAUUUUCGUACUGAAGCUGCGCAUGCACUGUAAAAGGAGAAAACAGGGGAAUGAACUCACCGGAACUCCGUUAUUUCACUGCAAAAAGCAAUGAGAGAUUUUCGGGGCAAAACUCGAAAUUCGACACAUUAGAUGUGAUUUUAGAUUAAAUAAAUAAAUAAAAAAUCGAUAAUAAAAUGCCAACUUCAAGUGAGUGUUGACUGAAAGCUUUGUAUGUCAGCAAUAUGGACAAAGUUCUUCCACUAUUUCUGCUUCUACUUCCAAUGGCUGCUCCAAAAGGCUCUCACUCUUUAUGAUUCCUUGGAACGUACAUUAAAGGACAAACGCCAUUUCCUGAAUUUAGCUAUGUAGCGAUGUUGGAUGAUGUCAGAGUUCUGUAUUAUAACGGUGAGACGAAAACUCUCCAUUCAAGAGGAAAUACAACAGCUGAAGACGAUGUGUUUGAUUCAGUGUUCCUUGCAAUAAGCGACGACAUACAUGCAGAUUUAAUAGACAGAUGGGUAGUAGCAACAACAAACUUAAAUGAAACUGAUCGUGUUCUUGCCCUUCAGAGGCUGGUUGUGUGUGAGCUGAGGGAUGAUGGUGAACCGGGACAAAUGAUCACACGGGAUGCUGUCAGAGGAUCCACCACUGAUGAGCUGCUAUAUGUUGACAAGAAUUUUACAUAUCAGGGUACUUUAAAUGUCUCGGCCCAAGUGCUAAAUAUUCAUCUCGAAUUCAGCAUGAGGCGUCAUGAAGUUUUAUACCAACCAUUUUGCAUCAAAACACUCAAGGGUUACCUUAAAAAUAGGAGGACUCAAAUCAAUAGAAAAGUGAAACCAAAAAUCAGGCUCCUCCAGAAAGAACUAUCUUCUGGGUUUUGUGUGAGUUGUUUGGCAACAGGAUUUUACCCUCGUCACAUCAACCUGACCCUGUUCAGAGACAAGCAGCCUGUAGCUGAUCAUGAGAUCACUGGAGGAGAUCUGCUGCCCAAUGGUGACGGGACGUACCAGAUGAGGAAGAGUCUGGAGAUCAGUGCUGCAGACAAACACAAAUACACCUGCUCUGUCACACACCUCAGUCUGGACAACAAACUGGAUAUUAAUUUGGAAUUUGAUCCAGGAGAACCGUUUAAAUCAGUGAUUCCCUCAGUGCUGAUAGUUUUGGCUCUGGUGUUGGUGUUUGGAACUGCAGCUGUCAUACAUAAAUGCAGAAGGAGACGAGCAGAUUCAUCUUCAAAUGCUUAUGCUGCUGCUUCUAAUGGUGAACACACAUCCUACUGCCAUCUCAACACAGAUGUGUCACUUCUGCAGCUGCGCUGUGCUUCACAAUCUUGCUCUUCUCAAUGGGGACAUCAUUGACCCAGAGGAUGAGGAAGACCAUGAUGAUGGCCCCCUGAACCACACAACCUUGAGGCAAGAGCAGGAGAACAUGUGCAGGACAAUCUGGCUGCCGCUGUGUCUGCUCCAAACAUUCGUGUGCCUGCUCUCCAUGAGCAUGACUACCUGUAAAACAUUUAAACAGAGUUAAACAUUUACAAUUCAUGUUGUCAGCUUUCCAUUUCUUGACAAAUGUCAUUUCAUGUUUACAAUUACAUGCAUUUUUUGCUGUUGUAGCUUUAUUACUUUUGUAGUGGGCUAAACCACUGAACUGGUGAGCAGAAGGUUGCUGGUUCGUCACUGGUGUGUAUUAGAAACACUUCCGUAUUAGAAGUAACAAAAUGAUCUUACUUCAUCCUUUUGUUUGAGGUUUUCCCUUUUUUUCACAAAUGUCGCUGUCCUCGCCUUGCAGGUCCUGCUCCACCACAGAAGAUCUGCAGCAAAUGCACAGGAAAAGUGCUGUAAUAAUUGAACUUGAGGCAGCCAGGUAUCCCAGAAUGCAUUUCGCACCAAUCAGCGAGCAUUAAUGGCGGAGGGGAAAAUUGCAACAUUUUCAAAAUAUUACUGUUAUUGUGUCAUGAAAUGCCGUUCUAAGAGUAUUUCACGCGAGAAUAUAGUUGUUUAAAACUCAAAUCUGCGGUUUAUUUAUAAAGAUUGCGCCUAUUUGAAAAUUUGUUUCGCCGAUUUUGGAGACGUGAGCUCCAUGCGAUCACCGGGCGCUCAGUGCUCAUGUAUCCGCCGAGAGCAGCCUCACAGUGGCUAGUCCUUCUGACAUCUGCCGCUGGCUCUGAUGUCUCUGUAGUAGUUAAACAUGAGGUAAAAUUCAUUUUGGGUAUAUCUAACAGACAAUCUUUGGUCUCAAGAAUCUAUUAUUUCUUCCAGGUCAUAUCGUUUUGGCUGAGCACAAAGUUAUGUUUCAUAAAUUAUUUAUUUAUUAAUCGUGAUACAGAGCUUACUUUGUUAAAGUGAAUUGUUUGCUUUUGUCUUUAUUUUCUAUUACAUAAGUAUCUUAUACUUUAUACUUUUAUGAUGGCUAUUAUUGUUAAUUAAA
This is a messenger RNA of Onychostoma macrolepis, 2439 nucleotides long. Its product is annotated as major histocompatibility complex class I-related gene protein-like. The coding region runs from base 384 to 1370 and encodes 328 amino acids. Gene Ontology annotation, biological process: immune response. Gene Ontology annotation, cellular component: external side of plasma membrane. NCBI's taxonomy places the organism in Eukaryota, Metazoa, Chordata, Actinopteri, Cypriniformes, Cyprinidae. The record is from RefSeq and is a predicted model, not a curated record. The transcript has 7 exons.